Messenger RNA from Vespula pensylvanica (western yellowjacket), 7394 nucleotides. Its product is annotated as dystroglycan-like. The transcript has 16 exons. The record is from RefSeq and is a predicted model, not a curated record. The coding region runs from base 996 to 5024 and encodes 1342 amino acids. Gene Ontology annotation, cellular component: sarcolemma; dystrophin-associated glycoprotein complex; dystroglycan complex. NCBI's taxonomy places the organism in Eukaryota, Metazoa, Arthropoda, Insecta, Hymenoptera, Vespidae. Gene Ontology annotation, biological process: muscle attachment; axon guidance; morphogenesis of an epithelium. Gene Ontology annotation, molecular function: laminin binding; calcium ion binding.
CGUCGUCGUAUCGUCGUAUCGUCGUGUAGCUGUCGCGUUCGCGUUCAUCGACAUCGCGGCGUUGUAACGUCGCGGCAAUUUACUUUAUUUUCUUUCCCCCCUUUUUUUUUACGUCCUACAAUUUCUCGUGAGAGACUACGUGUAUCUCUCUCUCUCUCUCUUUCUCCUUCUCUCUCUCUUUCUUUCUUAUUCUAUCUCUUUCUCUCUUUCUCUUGCUUGCGCGCGCGCGCGCGUGCACUCGUCUCGUCGGCCGGCACACAUUGUACGUUUUUCAUUCCCUCUCUCUAUCUCUCUCGCUCUCUUUACGGACUGUGGAAGCAAGCAGACAAGGAUAGAAGGAUAUAGCGAGAAAGACGGAGACGCAUAUACAGCUGGAUUUUAACGUCUGCCAAGAGGAAUCAGGCUUACUCGGAAUACUCUGCACAUCUCGGCAACGAUGUCGUCGUAUCGUUCUUCCUACUCUUCUUCCCCUUUCGCUCUUUGGAAUUUCUCGGAUCGUUGACGGUGGGCGAGCAAUAGAACGCCGAUAGACUCCGCGAUACGCGAGGAAGAGUGAAUCCAAGAGAAAAGAGCCCCAUUGAUGUUAAACCGCGAUACUUGUGCGUGCCGGUGGAAUUCAAGUCGCUGUCUCGUCUCGUUUUUCCCAUCCAUCCGGUUGUCCGGUAGCCGUACCUAUCGUUACCACCCAUAGGUUAUAGCCAGCGAGAACGUUGAAAAGGACGGUGGAAUUCCUGGAAGGAAUGAAAGGACGAGAAGGUUGGAUUUCGAAGAAACGCGCGUAGGACGGAGGAAGAAGUCCGAAGAAAAAGAAAAAGAAGAGGAGGGUUACCUCGGUCCCGAUGCAGCUGAUGCAAUUUGCUUUUAUUUUCGGCUAAAAUCCAACGAAAUCGAGGUCUUUGUUUGGGAAGAAGAGAAAGAGAAAGCGAGAUCCACUGUUCGCCGUCUCUCUUCUCUCAGCCAGCUCGCCAGCUGUCAAACUUUUCUCAAAUUGACCGAUGGCGUUGUCCAUACAAUGCCGGCGAGGAUGGUACGGUGUAGCAGUAUGGUAUGAUACAAGCGAGCCUGAAGAUUCUCCCCUAAAAAUGAAGAAGCCUCAUAUCCUGACGUACCUGCUCCUCCUGCCUCUAGUGCUGGGAUUUAACUUGCAAGAGGACGACCUGGUCUUUGAUGACAUCGGUGAGGAAAGCAGCAGUACACCAUCGAUCGAGAGACAUAUCAUCGAUCGUAGUAGAACCGUGGGACACGAUCGAAGAUUGGUGAAAGAUACAAAGAGACAUCAUCGAGUCGAGAGAUUAUGGGAUAUACCGGAUGUCAUCGUUCCAGUGGGUCAUGUUUUCAAGUUAAGGAUCACGAGACAAGCUUUCGGUGGCAGCGUGGAUCGUUACGAGAUACACGAGGCAAAUGGACAAAACCUGUCCCGUUGGUUGUACUGGGACGAUGCUGCUUCGACUCUUCUUGGUGUCCCAUCGAAGAAGGAUGUUGGUAAUCAUCAUUUAAUCGUCAAGGCUAUUGGAAAACACGGUGACAACGCCAAAGAUGCUUUCUUCGUGCAUGUAGUUCCGGAGAAACGAGAGGAAGUCAAGCAUAAAGACGGCAAGAGUCACUGUAAAGAAGGAGAAGACCAGACGCUGUUAACGAUUUUUCUGGAUGUCAAAUUCGAGAAUCUCACACCGUCCGUUAAAGUAAAUGCGAUCGAGAAUCUCGCUGGAUUUUUGGGACUCCACACCAGCGCAUUCUCUAUGCACCCGCAAAGUGGAAAGGAAAACUCGAAUCCUGAUUCUCUAGUUAUUUUUACCGGGCCUGGGAAUGUUAAAUACCGCACCGAAAGACAUCUAACGACUAUCCAAUGGCAGGUUGGCUGCGACGGUCACUUAUGGAGGCAUCAGACGGAUUUAGUCAAGCAGCUGCGAGAUCAGGCGAAAGAUGGGACACUAGCGGAGGUUCUUCAACUUCCUGUACUAUUAUGGCGUGUAAAGACUGACUCGACCUCUCUAUCUAGAAACCGUAGAGAAGUUGGAUCUGGUGAUUUCGAUGCCGACGAAUACGAGGGUUACGAUUACGACGACGAUGAAUAUGGCGAGGACGAAGACGGUGGCGACGAUAACGAAGCGAUCACGGAACCACCGUUGCAACCAUCUUACGUGCCCAACGUCAACUCGAGAGGAAACACCGAAUGGUUGGAACAUCCACAUAGACAUCAUCAUGGAGAAGAAACAUUAGAUUUGGGCCAGAACGAAGAGGUUGACGAACGAGAAAUCGUUCCAUCUACAAAUCCACGUACUGCUGAAUCAAACGCUGCCAACGCUUCGUUCAGUGGUCUAUUGACCACAACAACCACCCAAUUUACACCGUCAUCAUCAACUACAACCACUACAACCAUGCCAACUACGACAACUUCAACCACAACGACUCAAGCUACGACAAUGCCCACGAGUACUACUACUCCUACUACUACUACUACUACUACUACUACUACUACUACUACUCCUACUACUACUACUACUACUACUACUACUACUAGUACUACUACUACUACAAGUAGCAUGACUACGACAAGCACAAUAGCAGAUACAACAGCAGCUACCACUUCGACCACCGUUGUUCCGUCAACAGAAUCUACCAAGGUGGAUAUCGUGGAAGACAGCGAAGAUAAUACUCAACGCGUGGACAUGGAAUCUGUUACUCUGUUACCCACAAUUUCUCCCGAAAUCACUACCACUCUACCAUCGAUUACUACGCUUCAAUUUAGCACAACAGCUGCUUCGACCAGCGCUACUGGAAAAGCAGAAACAGAAGCUACCACUGUUUUUGCUAACGUUACGUUCGAAGAGGCAACAUAUGGAACGACGGUACCUGCAACGCGUCAACCUACAAUGACCCCAAUUGCGUCAUCUACUACUGUUGGCACUACAAGUGCCCACACAACUAUUCCGCCCACACAAGCUGCUACGGUAUCUACAUCUAACACGACAUCGGAGGUACAUACGACACGGACGACCACGAGUACGUCUACCGUUGGCGUUACUACUAGUACUACUACCGCUAGUACUACCACGGCUCAGCCGACUACGACCGUUACGAUUCCACCGUCGCAGGCUACGACGGAAAAUAUUGAACUUCCGGUUAGCAAUUUGCCACCCAAAAAGGAUAGAAGGUUGAAGAAGCUUCGAGUGAUCGCUGGCAAACCGUUAAGUUACGUUAUACCUCCUGACACCUUCAGCGAUCCCGAAGACGGGGAUACGAGAAAUCUAAAAUUAGGUCUGUACUUGCAAGGUGUACCGAUCAAAAGUACUAAUUGGCUUCAAUUCAAUCCCCGUACGCAAGAAGUCUAUGGAUUACCCCUUGAAAAUGAUAUUUCUACUUGGAAUUACGAGUUGGUAGCCACGGACAGUGGUGGAUUAAACGUCUCUGACAUAUUGGAUGUUCACGUUCAACAGCAUAGAUUGAGUCGCAUCGUCAACCAUGAGUUCAGUAUUUAUCUAAAAAUAGAUAAACGUAAUCUUUUCCCAACCGACGUUGAUUGGGAAUUACAGGUUAUUGGAAGUUUGGCCGAAUUAUACGGUGAUGCGGAUCCAUAUUAUAUUACGGUACGAGCUAUCGACAUCGAUCACGAUCAAGCUAUCUUUACUUGGAUGAACGAUACCUUCCCUCGUAGUAGCGAAUGUCCCAAGGAUCAUAUAAAUGAACUAUUACGCAUUUUGAUCGAUAAGGACGGUGAUCCUAGUCCUUUAUUGAGAGCAGCUUUGGCACCUGAAUUAAGGGUGAAGCGUGUCGUUUUCCAAGGAAUCGGACAAUGCGAGGAUAUGAAUCAAUCGGGAAUACCUAAAGUUCAUACCGAAGAACCCAAAGUAAAUUUCCCUCCUGUUCCAAGAAAUCAAGUGGAUCACGUAAAUGCCACUGUUGGAGAGUUGCUCGUAUUCAAAGUUCCAGAGGACACCUUCUUUGAUUCAGAGGAUGGAUCCUCUCGCAACAUGAAAAUGUCUCUUUUGACGAUUGAACGUACUCCUAUCCCGCCCCAUGAAUGGUUACAGUUUGAUAAUAAAAAUCAAGAAUUUUAUGGCGUGCCUUUGCAAAAUGACGUAGGUCGAAAAGAAUAUCAAUUGGUCGUGACGGAUAGAGAAGGCGCAAGUGCUACGGACGGUUUAGUAGUCGUUGUACAUCCGGCCCCGCCUAUGACGCAUACGGUUGAAUUUUCGAUGACUUUGGAUAUACCGUACGAAUCGUUCGCACAUUCAGCCAUGCAAAAACGCAAUUUUGUUGAAAAAUUGCGUGACUUGUACCACGAUCGUGACACGAGCGCUAUUUCUUUACACAGCAUUUCGAACGGUAGUACUGUCAUCACGUGGCAUAACAAAACAUUACCAACGGCUUAUUGUGCUCACAAAGAAGUAAAUAGAUUACGAGCGGUACUGGUUAAGAGUGACAACGAUAGACGAUCGGUCACCGACGAGGUUUUAGACGUGAUGGGUCUGAAGUUCCCAGUGAAACAAAUCACAGUAAUCCCAAUGGGAAUAUGUCGCGGUGAAUUGACGGGCGUUCCUCCAGAUAGUCACGUACCACCCAUCGACGAUUCCACCUCGAUCGGAGCGUUUCACGAUGAUUAUCUAAUAACGUUCGUUCUGCCAGCUAUUAUAAUAGCAGCCAUGCUCAUUUUCGCCGGCGUCAUCGCCUGCGUACUCUACAAACGUAGACGCAGCGGGAAAAUGAGCGUUAGCGAGCAGGACGACGAGCGACAGAGUUUUCGUAGCAAGGGAAUACCCGUGAUAUUUCAAGACGAGCUCGAUGAGAAACCAGAUCCAGGCAAUAAGUCGCCGGUUAUCCUGAAGGAAGAGAAACCACCGCUUCCACCUCCUGAAUAUCAAAAGAGCGAGGACGGCGCGGACGUGCCAAUGUUACCGAAAGAAAAUUCCGAGGAACCUUACCAGCCGCCGCCGCCGUUUGCGACGAAUCGUGAUACAAAUCGGCAAAAUCGUCCAAAGCCCACGCCGACGUACAGAAAACCGCCCCCAUACGUGCCUCCCUAACAAAAUGCAGUGCACUCGCCUACGCGCAAAUAUAUGCUAGCUAUGCUCGGAGAUGCAUCACCGAUACACGUGCAAAAGCAAAAGGAUUCUUACAAGAAAUCUCAGUUCGGCGGGAACGUUGAAAAUUACGGGGCUCUAAACGUUUACAGCGAUCACUGAACUUUUAGUUUUCUUGCACGGAGUAUCACAUAACGAACCGAAAGAUUUCUUUGCGAGAAGUCUGUAAUUGCACGUUUUUACUUAUUACGUUUAUACAACGGACAAAUAUGGAUUGUUACUAAGAAAAUAAGUUGGCCGUACGUUUGCGGGAAUGUUAAGAGAAAAACCUCUCAUAACUUUUUAUUAACACAUUUCGUUUCAUUGAUUCUUUUAUUGUAUUUCAUUUAUCGAUAACUAUUUUUUAAGGAGUAUGGAAUACAAAUCACGCGUUGCCUUUCGUAACGAAUUCAAACUGUAGAGAAGGAUUCUUAUUGCUCCGAUUGAACGAGUAAAUUUAGUUUAGAUCAUUGUAGAACCAACAACGGUGAUAGGAUCUAUGACAAGGUAUUCUAUUUGAAAUAAUGCUCUGGACAGUCAACGACUUUCGUGUUUCAGUAAUCAGUGCCAUUUUUUAAGCAAUAAGCGUGCGAAUGCAUCACGUAUUUACGCGUGUUGGUUCUACGACCUAUCGAUACCUUGAGAAUUAAGCUUCUUCAAGAAGUAUCAAGAACUUGAACGAAACUCUUUUAAUCGUACAUACAACGUAUAACACUGCCAAAAAAGUACUGUAACGACGUACAACCACCGGUGAUUCAGGGGCGUCAGUUUAUUAAUUGACCGACAAAUUUUUCUUACAUCUCGAACGUUGAAUUUCGUUUGGAUUAUUUACUGUGCGACUUGAACAAAUUAUUGCAAACCUACACUGCGAGUAAGACGGAAGACUACUUAACAUUUAUAUCUUUAAGAUGAAAUCAAACUGGCGCUUAUCGCGGGAUCAUCAUCGUUUUCAUAAGUAAUUGUCUCCCAUAAAGAGAAACCGACAACUUCUUGACGCGGGAUUUUUAAAUAUUGGUUCGUGCAAUGCCAUUGCAAAGUGACAGCAAAAUGCUUCCAUUGGCACCGUAGGCCAUGCAGACUAAAGAAAGAAAUGAUGAUAAUAUAUACGAUACAUAUACAUAUAUAUAUAUAUAUACAUAUAAAAAUAUAAAUAUGUAUAUUAUACCUAUUUGCUGUUCGAUAGACAUCAGUCUGUGGGGUAUUUAGAGCGAUGAUAUUUAAAUACUGCCAGACAAGCGUCAUAGCAUUUACGUUCUUCUUUAUGUGUAAAAUUGCAAUUACGCAUCGCGGUCCUACUUUUUCUUCUUUUCACGCACAACUCGUGGCAACGACGUUUUGCACGUACAAAUCGUACGAUCGUCGCCGGACGCAAGAUUAACUUUGUCCUUUGAUUUCGCCAAAUUCUAUUAUAAUUACUUUGAUAAGGGAUUUAGAUCAACGUUAAUGACCACGUUUAACCUUGAUCCAAAUACCAACACAUUCGUACACAAAUAAUAAUAAACCUAUUUAAUUUAGAUUUUUACAUAGUUACCAAGCCAAAAAUAAUUAAUAUUUAACAAAUGGGAAUGAGAUUAAAAUAGUUGACACACACACACAAAAAAAAAAGGAAAAAGAACAAGAAAAACAAAAAAUGAAAAACAAAAAAAGAGAAGAAAAGAGAAAAAACGAGACGAAAUCACAAUCGUAACGGAACGUGUUCGGCACGACUUGCGCAAGGACACGUUCGUUUUAUAAUCAUUUUUGUAAUUUUUUAGCGUGUCGCUAAACGCCAACGCUAAUAAUUUGCGUGUUCCUGCUAUGAGAAAAGGAGUGCGGGGACACGAUACACGGGUAAAAUGUCUAACACAUACAGCCGUUUCUUCGAUACCUCGAUACUUUUUCCUGAUAUUUUUGAAAAGGAAAUGUAAGAAACGAUUAAAAAAAAAAAAAAAAAAAAAAAAAAGAAAAAAAGAAAAAAGAAAAAAAGAAAGAAAGAAAGAAAAGUAUCGGUGCAACCUCAAGUUUGGAGGCUUCGUUUUUUAUUCGUCCAAGUUACUGUCGGCGGACGAUCGACGAAACCGCAAAUUUGAGGUGAAACUCCUAUGAAAAUCGUGUGAAUGGUUAUAACAAUUGUAUGUAACAUAGCAGACGGAUGUUUCGUAUGCAAGCUAAAAAUUACUUUAAUAUAUAUUAUCUAUUAAUUCGCGUCUCUGUAAACUCUUUUUGAGAGUUUAUUGUCUAUAACAUGAUGAUUGAAUCCUUCUCAUUGUCUCUUGUUUAUCGCAGAUAAACUUUUCCAAAAGCGUAGUCACAGGGGCAUGCAUUAGUUCGGUAAAAAAUCGUAAGUAGCAUGUU